Molecule: messenger RNA, 1977 nt
Organism: Stylophora pistillata
Lineage: Eukaryota; Metazoa; Cnidaria; Anthozoa; Scleractinia; Pocilloporidae
Source: RefSeq, a predicted model, not a curated record
AUGGGCCUUGUCCUGUCAAGUCGAGGAGUGGGUGUGGCCGCUGGCAAAGUGAAGGCAGUAGUCGAAGCAAGAGAACCAGAAUCGGUUUCAGAAGUCAAGUCAUUCUUAAGUCUAGUAAAUUACAGUGGAAGGUUUAUUCCAAAUCUUGCGACACUGUCAAGGCCACUGCGAAGACUGACAAAGAAGGAUGUUGUGUUCCAAUGGGGAUCAGAGCAAGCAGCAGCAUUUCAGAAGCUGAAAAAUGAACUGGCUCGAGCAGAGGUUCUUGGAUAUUACGACAAAGAUGCUGAGACUCGUGUAAUCACUGAUGCAAGUCCUGUGGGUUUGGGCGCCGUUCUUGCUCAGAAGCAGCAAGGAGUGUUCAGGGUCAUUAUGUAUGCUAGUCGAAGUCUAACGGAUGCAGAACGAAGAUACAGCCAGACAGAACGCGAGGCGCUGGCGAUUGUAUGGGCUUGUGAACGGUUCCACACUUACCUAUAUGGGAUCAAGUUUCACCUUGUAACUGAUCACAAGCCUUUGGAAUGUUUGUACUCAAAGAAACAACAAGUACUAGCUAUUGCAAACGAAGGACAUGUUGGAAUUGUUGCUACGAAACUGAGACUGAGGACUAAAGUGUGGUGGCCCGGUAUCGACGAAGACGCUGAACAAUAUGUAAGGUCGUGUCAUGGAUGUCAGUUAGUUGGACAAGCAACUCCACAGGAGCCUUUGAUGCCUACUGAGCUGCCGCUUGGCAAAUGGCAAGACUUAUCCUUGGAUCUCCUGGGACCGAUGCCAACAGGAGAGUACCUGCUUGUUGUCAUUGACUAUUAUUCUAGGUACUAUGAAGUGGAGAUCUUGAUGUCAGUUACUGCAUCCCAGAUUAUCUCACGCCUCGAGACGAUAUUCGCUGUUCAUGGCCUGCCAGCAAUCAUAACGAGCGACAACGGACCACAAUUCCGGUCAGAAGAGUUUGAGCAUUUUCUUGUUGAUAAUGGUAUCUUACACCGCAAGGUUACGCCACAAUGGGCACAGGCAAAUGACGAAGAAGAGCGUCAAAACCGAAGCCUACUCAAGAGCAUGAGAAUUGCACAAGCAGAAGGAAAAAAUAGGAGGAAAGAGCUCGUUCAUUACCUCGCUACAUACAGAACAACGCCGCACACCGUCACAGGAGUUUCCCCUGCCGAGUUAUUAUUUGGUCGAAAGAUCCGCGCAAAGAUGCCUGAGUUGCGCGAAACUACCGUAAAUGAUGAUGAGCUACAAGAUCGCGACUGGGAAAAGAAAAUAAAAGCGAAGAUAUAUGCAGAUGAACGAAGGGGUGCUCAACUCAAUGACCUUCAGACUGGUAACCAAGUGCUUCUAAAGAAGAAAAAGUCAAACAAGUUGUCAACCAAAUUUGAAAGUGAGCCUUAUGAAAUCAUUGAAAAGAAGGGCAAUAGUGUUGUGGUACAGUCACCUGAGAAAGUUCAAUACCAGAGGAACGUCACAGAAGUAAAGAAGUUUACCCCCAGAGAUGAACAAUGCGUUGACAGUGAUCAUCAGUUUGAGUUACAAGAGGACAAUGAAUUAGAGCAGAGGCCGCAACGGGAUAGGCAUCCCCCAGAUCACUAUGUUAUCUUAUAUGUGAUUAAACGGAGACGUGGUUACCGACAGAAUACAACAGCGGCCUGGUUCAUUGAUUACACACUGAGUGGGGCUGCAGGUUCUGAUUAUAAUCUGUACGCAUUGAUGCUACAUGAGGAAGAACUAUCUGUUGAUGUGAAAGCCAAAAGAGAAGGAAAAGGUGUUGAUCUAAAGAUCAGCAAAGCACAGAUAAGACGUGUGGUGAAAGAAGGAGGCUCACUUUUCAGUAGUCUGAUUGUUCUUGCGCCUAAAGUUCUUCCAAUGGCAACUAAACUUGCAACCAAGAUGCUACCUGGUCUUGCCACAGGUGCAUUGACAAAUCUUGGAAACUUUGGAAUGGACAAGAUACUUGGGCAGGGCAGACAGGAGGCUUUUUAA